Molecule: messenger RNA, 750 nt
Organism: Pteropus alecto (black flying fox)
Lineage: Eukaryota; Metazoa; Chordata; Mammalia; Chiroptera; Pteropodidae
Product: olfactory receptor 56
Exons: 1
Coding region: 1-750 (249 amino acids)
Biological process (GO): G protein-coupled receptor signaling pathway
Cellular component (GO): membrane
Molecular function (GO): olfactory receptor activity; G protein-coupled receptor activity
Source: RefSeq, a predicted model, not a curated record
AUGGACCUGACAUUAAUCUCUAGCACUGUACCCAAGAUGGCAACUGACUUCUUCUCAGGGAGGAGAAACAUCUCCCGAGGGGCCUGUGGAACUCAGAUCUUCUUCUUUCUGACUCUAGGAAUCGCUGAGUGCAUCCUCAUCACCCUCAUGGCCUAUGACCGGUACAUAGCCAUCUGCAACCCUUUGAGAUAUGCCCUCAUCAUGAACCAGAGGGUCUGUCUGCAGAUGGCUGCCAUAUCCUGGACUGUGGGCGCUCUCACAUCCCUCGCACACACAGCCUAUGCCAUGCAUUUCCCCAUUUGUGGUUCUAGAGAGAUUUCCCAUUUCCUCUGUGAGGUCAUGGCCAUCCUAAAAUUGGCAUGUGAGGACAUCUCUGCCUACGAGAAGGCUGUGGUGAUGACAAGUAUUGUGGUACUCCUUGUCCCCUUGUCCUUCAUCCUGUCUUCUUACGCUUUCAUCUUCCUUGCCGUCUUCCGCAUACAGUCCCCCAAGGGCAGGAACAAAGCCCUGGCUACCUGUUCCUCCCACCUGACUGUGGUGAGCCUCUACUUUGGUCCAGCCAUACUGGUCUACAUGAGGCCUAGUUCUUACCACAGUCCUCAACUAGACCAGGUUCUCUUCAUGCUUGGUGCCAUCCUCACCCCCAUGCUAAACCCCCUUAUAUACAGUCUGAGGAACAAAGAGGUGCUGUGCGCUCUGAAGAAGGUGUUGGGAUGUUGCCUAACAUCAAGUCAGACCACAAGCACAUGA